CCUCAAUGUACACGACUACAGUCUCUCUCUAUCUCAAGCUUCUCUCUCGCUCCUCUCUCUCUACAUCAAGAAACCAUUUAAUUCAUCCAUCUCUCUCUCCAAGCCCUACAAAGUACAUCAUCUUCUUCCUCUCCCUCUCUGUCUCUCUCUCCCUCAGCUAGCUUCUAGCUAGGGUCAUCUGCUCAUGCUCCACCCUUCUCUCUUUCUCAGAUCACAGAUGAACCUUACCAAAACACCAUAAAAUAGUGUGUGAUCUCCCACACGCACACACAAACACAACUCUACCUCUCUCUCUCUCCCUCCCAUCAUAUCAUAUGAGCAAGGAUUCCUUCCAACCUAUAAUCUUUAGCUUUGCUCUUGGACUCUUUCUCUCUCUCGACCAUCGUCUCCAUCACACCUAACUAUCUCGAGCUAGACCCACAAGAAGCGGUUGGCGACUUCAAAUCCGUUCCCUUCUCUUGCAAACAACCACCCAUUUACCCGGCCAAAACGUAUACACGCAGAUAUAGAUAGCUGUGUGUAUAUAACAUGGCCUGAUUGACCAUGGAUAUCACCGGAGACGCCGGAGGUGGCCGUCGGCCCAACUUCCCCCUGCAGCUCCUAGAGAAGAAGGAGGAGCAGCCUUGCUCCAGCUCGGCCGCUGGCGGCGCCUCGGCGGGCGGCGGGAAUGGAGCGGCGGCUGGCGGCAGCGCCGGAGGGGAGAUGCAGGUGCGGAAGGCGGUGCCGAAGCGGACGUCGACCAAGGACCGGCACACCAAGGUGGAGGGGCGGGGGAGGCGUAUCCGGAUGCCGGCGCUGUGCGCGGCGAGGGUUUUCCAGCUGACGCGGGAGCUUGGGCACAAGACGGACGGCGAGACCAUCGAGUGGCUGCUGCAGCAGGCGGAGCCAGCGGUGAUCGCGGCCACCGGCACAGGCACCAUCCCGGCCAACUUCACCUCCCUCAACAUCUCCCUCCGCUCCUCCGGCUCCUCGCUCUCCAUCCCGGCACACCUCCGCGGGGCCUUGCCUAGCCCCGGCGUGCGGUUCGGCUCCCGUGCGGACGCGUGGGACCGUGUGGUCGGCCUCGGUUUCCCACCCGAAGGCCCCGCCUCGUCAUCGUCAACGCCGUCGCCGCUCUUGCUCAACUUCCACUCGGGCAGUGUCGGCCUCGACGUGCAGCCCUCGCCGUCCGCAGCAGCCGCUGCCGCCGACCUUUCCCGAAAGCGGCGGUGGGAGCAAGAAAUGCAGCAGCAGCAACACCAACAGCAGCAGCAGCAACAGUACCAGCAGCAGAUGGCCGGGUACACGCAAAGCCAAAUGCCAGGCACCGUCUGGAUGGUGCCAAGCAACAGCACGCCGGGCGGCGGGGCGCCUUCCGGCGGUGGCAACGGAGGAGGAGGCAGUGGCGAGUCGAUAUGGACUUUCCCGCAGAUGGGCAGCGCCGGCGCCGCGGCUGCCGUCUACCGUGGCAGCGUGCCGAGCGGGCUACAUUUCAUGAACUUCCCUACACCGAUGGCUCUUCUACCCGGCCAGCAGCUGGGGCUCGGCCCCGUAGGAGGCAGCAGUGGCGGCGGAGGAGGUGGAGGCGAGGGACACAUGGGGAUCCUCGCCGCGCUCAACGCGUACCGGACACAGGCGGCGGAUGCCGCGGCAGGCCAGGGCGGAGGUGGACCGUCUAGCCAGCAGCAACACGGAGGUGGCGGCGGCGGCGAGCGGCAUGAGAGCAUGAGCACCAGCGAGUCCUAGGCCGGCCAGGUCUCCGAUCGAGGAUCGCGCGCAUGCAUUGGUCUCUGGUGUGCCUUUGAUCUGUUCUUUGUCUUUGAUUCAUUUUUCCUUUUCUUUUUUGUGGUUUCGGUUCCUCUCCUCCUAGACAACUUGCAAGGAUUACACUCAGCUAGCUGCAUCCCAUGGCAAUGGCGUUUAGACGAUCAUCAUCCUUACGUACGUGCGUGUGAGUGGAAGAGCGAGGUGUGCCAUGGGAGAUCAGACAGAGGAGGGAAACACAUCGAUCAUCCAUCAGCAGAGAGAUUGUUUAAUUUUUGUUCUUUUAGCUUUAGGGUUUGAUCAAGAAAUGCGAGCACUGGAAGAGAUUUUUAUGAGGCACCUGCCAAUCGAUGGUUCAUUUUUUUUUGGCAA
Lolium perenne is the source of this 2115-nucleotide messenger RNA. Its product is annotated as transcription factor TCP14-like. Gene Ontology annotation, molecular function: DNA-binding transcription factor activity; sequence-specific DNA binding. The record is from RefSeq and is a predicted model, not a curated record. NCBI's taxonomy places the organism in Eukaryota, Viridiplantae, Streptophyta, Magnoliopsida, Poales, Poaceae. Gene Ontology annotation, cellular component: nucleus.